GGCAGCGUGCACACGAGAGCCAGCGCUGCGCGGAGCCGCGGCCGGCAUCGCCCUGGUUAGUACAGAGCAAAGGCCACAGAGGUGUCGUCCCGCCGCCUCCGUGCUCCUGCGGUGCCAGAGUUCGGGACGCAGGGCCUGCCCUGCCCCAGCCACCCAGACCUGGGGGAGAGGGGAUUGCAACCCAAACUCCAGCUCUGCCUCUAGUAGACGAUGGAACAAAACAAGACGAAAUGACACAGCUAAUUUUAAAAAGAAAUAAAGAAGUUUAAGGCCCAGGAUUUCAGAAAAUUUUGGAAGUGGGCCAGGGGCGGAGCUCUCUGGACGUCGGGGACGCAGCCUUUGCAGCACUGGACGCCUGUAUGAAACUGCCGAUCCCCUCGCCAGGACUUAGCUCUGCCCACCCGGUGGAAGAAAGUUAGCAACAGUGGGAGCAAAGCUGCUGACUCUGAGAACUGCAGACUAGGUGCUGGGGACUGGCGUCAUCGGCAGUGGCUCUGGACCUGGAGCAGCACCCCUAGGCCAUCAGUCACUGCCCCAAAGCUGCAGUCACCUCGGAGGAUUCCAGGAACAGAAGACCCUCAAGGACGCCCAAGAUGGGGUUACCCUCCCUGAGUGGCCACGCCAGGAGGGUGCUGAGGCUGUCCAGAGCAGGAGCCGUUGGUCAUCCGGGCUAGUAGAUACCCCCAGAGGACCAGCCCAAGCGCUGCAGCUGGGGUCACCACAGCUCCCCCGAGAUGAGUGAUUAUGCACCCUCCUGUCCCUGUGCCCAGCCCCUCCUCAUGGAAACCGGAAGCUCACCCCAGUAUCCCUGAAGAGAGGGCGACAACUCCCAGCUCCCACCCUCCGCCCAGGGUAGCUGCACUGAUUAAAUUCCCUUCCUGCUUCACAGCUAUUCUUUCUGUCUGCUCUUGGGGGUAAGUGGCCAGAUCUGAUUUGCUGGGACCCCGAGUCUGGCCCAGGACUCAGGUAACGAGAUCACGUACCACACCAUGCAGAACAGGGCAAGGAAGGCGUCCACGGCUUAGCAAGGACACUGCCUGGUGCACACACGUGGGUGACAUUUGAUCACUGAGUUCCCCCAACUUGGUUGUGAGUCUCGCUAAGGUUCCCUUCAAGGCCAUCGUGACAUCUCCUGAGGAGCGGAGGGGGGACACCCACGCCCGCACUCGCCUGGGGGCUGGAGCAGGCUGCCCUCCAAGGAGAAGACAGCACUACUCCCAGACUCCUGCGAAGCAACAGCCAGGCUCCCCACAGGAUCAUGUGUACACUGUGACAGUAAUAGCGGAUUGGCCAGCAAACAUACAAUUAUUGUAAAUAUAAAUGAAGUGAAGUAGCAGAGAGUCAGCUUUGCCCACUGUGUACUGAAAGCCGAAGUUGGCCGGGGCGCCCCAGUUCCCAGCGUCCUGCACCCGGCGGAGGGCUGGUCCUGCGGUCCGUGGACCCUCCGAGCAGGUCACUCCAAGCCUGAGCGGAGUGUAGGCGUGUGCUCAGCCGUGUUCAGUGCUGCGUGCAGCUAACUCCUGUGGAGCGUGAAAAAGGCUAUUGAGCUGAAGUCGAGAGGAGUCAAGAUGCUGCCCAGCAAGGACAGCAGCCACAAGAACUCUGUCUUGAGUCAAGGAGGUGCCUCCCCGGCCUCUGACAUGUGUCCAGACCCCGGGAUCCCAGAGAACGGGAGAAGAGCGGGCACCGAUUUCAGGGUUGGUGCGAGUGUGCAGUUCUCCUGCGAGGACAACUACGUGCUCCAGGGCUCCAAGGCCAUCACGUGCCAGAGAGUGACAGAGACGCUAGCAGCGUGGAGCGACCACCGGCCCAUCUGCCGUGCGAGGACGUGUGGGUCCAAUCUGCGUGGGCCCAGCGGCGUCAUCACCUCCCCUAACUUCCCGGUUCAGUACGAGGACAACGCGCACUGCGUGUGGGUGAUCACCACCAGCGAUCCCGACAAGGUCAUCAAGCUUGCCUUUGAAGAGUUCGAGUUGGAAAGAGGGUAUGACACGCUCACUGUGGGGGACGCCGGGAAAGUGGGGGACACCAGAUCCGUCCUGUAUGUACUCACGGGAUCCAGUGUACCUGAUCUCAUUGUGAGCAUGAGCAACCAGAUGUGGCUGCACCUGCAAUCUGACGACAGCAUCGGCUCCCCUGGGUUUAAGGCUGUUUACCAAGAAAUAGAAAAGGGCGGGUGCGGUGACCCCGGAGUCCCUGCCUAUGGGAAGAGGACGGGCAGCAGUUUCCUCCACGGGGACACGCUCACCUUCGAGUGCCAGGCCGCUUUCGAGCUGGUGGGCGAGAGGGUCAUCACGUGCCAGCAGAACAACCAGUGGUCAGGCAACAAGCCCAGCUGCGUGUUCUCCUGUUUCUUCAACUUCACGGCGUCCUCCGGCAUCAUCCUCUCACCGAAUUACCCAGAGGAGUACGGCAACAACAUGAACUGCGUCUGGCUGAUUAUCUCAGAACCAGGAAGCAGGAUUCACCUCAUCUUCAAUGAUUUUGAUGUGGAGCCGCAGUUUGACUUCCUUGCAAUCAAAGAUGACGGGAUUUCUGACAUAACUGUCCUUGGCACGUUUUCCGGUAACGAAGUGCCUGCCCAGCUGGCCAGCAGCGGGCACAUAGUGCGCCUGGAAUUCCAGUCUGAUCACUCCACCACCGGCAGAGGAUUCAACAUCACCUACACCACAUUUGGGCAAAAUGAAUGUCAUGACCCAGGCAUCCCUAUAAACGGGCGGCGUUUUGGCGACAGGUUCCUCCUUGGGAGCUCAGUUUCCUUCCACUGUGAUGACGGAUUUGUGAAGACCCAGGGCUCAGAGUCCAUCAGCUGCAUCUUGCAGGACGGGAAUGUGGUGUGGAGCUCCAACGUGCCUCGCUGCGAAGCCCCGUGCGGAGGACACCUGACAGCUUCCGGUGGGGUCAUUUUGCCUCCUGGGUGGCCAGGCUAUUACAAAGAUUCUUUAAACUGUGAAUGGAUCAUUGAAGCAAAACCAGGACAUUCCAUCAAAAUAACCUUUGACAGGUUCCAGACUGAAGUCAACUACGACACCCUGGAGGUCAGGGAUGGCCCCGCCGGCUCCUCGCCCCUGAUUGGAGAGUACCACGGCACGCAGGCGCCCCAGUUCCUCAUCAGUACCGGCAACUACAUGUACCUGCUCUUCACCACCGACAGCAGCCGGUCCAGUGUCGGCUUCCUCAUCCACUACGAAAGUGUGACCCUCGAGUCAGAUUCCUGCCUCGACCCGGGCAUCCCCGUGAACGGCCACCGGCACGGCGGUAACUUUGGCAUCAGAUCCACCGUGACCUUCAGCUGUGACCCCGGCUACACCCUGAGUGACGAUGAGCCACUGGUGUGCGAGAGGAACCACCAGUGGAACCAUGCCUUGCCCAGCUGUGAUGCUCUGUGUGGUGGCUACAUCCACGGGAAGAGCGGGACAGUCCUUUCUCCUGGGUUUCCAGACUUUUAUCCCAACUCCCUCAACUGCACGUGGACCAUCGAAGUGUCUCAUGGAAAGGGGGUGCAGAUGGUCUUCCACACCUUCCACCUGGAGAGCUCCCACGACUUCCUCCUCAUCACCGAGGACGGCAGCUUCUCCCAGCCGGUGGCCAGGCUCACAGGCUCUGUGCUGCCCCACACCAUCAAGGCUGGCUUGUUUGGAAACUUCACUGCUCAGCUGCGCUUCAUUUCAGACUUCUCCAUUUCCUAUGAGGGCUUCAACAUCACCUUUUCAGAGUACGACCUGGAGCCCUGUGACGACCCGGGCGUCCCUGCCUUCAGCCGCAGGAUCGGCUUCCACUUCGGCGUGGGUGACACCUUGAUCUUCUCCUGCUUCCCCGGCUACCGCCUCGAAGGUGCGGCCGAGCUGACGUGCCUGGGUGGGGGCCGCCGUGUGUGGAGCGCACCUCUGCCAAGGUGUGUGGCUGAAUGUGGAGCAAGUGUCAAAGGCAAUGAAGGAACACUACUGUCUCCAAAUUUCCCAUCCAAUUACGACAAUAACCACGAGUGUAUCUAUAAAAUAGAAACGGAAGCUGGCAAGGGAAUCCACCUCCGAGCUCGGAGUUUCCAGCUGUUUGAAGGAGAUACGCUAAAGGUUUACGAUGGAAAAGACAGCUCCUCACAUCUGCUAGGAGCCUUCACGAAGAACGAGCUGAUGGGCCUGAUCCUCAACAGCACCUCCAACCACCUGUGGCUGGAGUUCAACACCAACGGCUCUGACACAGACCGCGGCUUCCAGCUCACCUAUACCAGCUUCAGUCUGAUCAAGUGCAAGGACCCCGGCAGCCCCAACUAUGGCUACCGGAUUCGCGACGAGGGCCACUUCACGGACACUGUGGUCCUGUACAGCUGCAACCCGGGCUACGCCAUGCAUGGCAGCAGCACCCUCACCUGCCUCAGCGGGGACCGGAGGGUUUGGGACAAGCCGGUGCCCUCCUGUGUGGCGGAAUGUGGAGGUCACGUGCAUACAGCUACAUCUGGUCGCAUCUUGUCCCCUGGCUACCCAGCCCCAUAUGACAACAACCUGCACUGCACCUGGACCGUGGAGGCCGACCCAGGAAGGACCAUCAGCCUGCACUUCAUUGUUUUCGACACGGAGCUGGCGCAUGACAUCCUCAAAGUGUGGGACGGCCCGGCGGACAGCGCCAUCCUCCUGAAGGAGUGGAGUGGCUCGGCGCUGCCGGAGGACAUCCACAGCACCUUCAACUCGCUCACGCUGCAGUUCGACAGCGACUUCUUCAUCAGCAAGUCCGGCUUCUCCAUCCAGUUCUCAACCUCGGUUGCAUCCACCUGCAAUGACCCAGGGCUGCCCCAAAACGGCACCCGCUACGGAGACAGCCGGGAGCCAGGGGACACCCUCGACUUCCAGUGUGACCCGGGGUACCAGCUCCAAGGACAAGCCAAGGUCACCUGUGUGCAGCUCAACAGCCGGUUCUUCUGGCAGCCGGAUCCACCCACAUGCAUAGCUGCGUGUGGCGGGAACCUGACCGGCCCCUCGGGAGUCCUCCUGUCACCCAACUUCCCACAGCCCUACCCCCCGGGCAAGGAGUGCGACUGGAGGGUGAAGGUGAGCCCGGACUUCGUCAUCGCCUUGGUCUUCAGAAGCUUCAAUAUGGAGCCCAGCUACGACUUCCUGCACAUCUACGAGGGUGAGGACUCCAACAGCCCACUCAUCGGGAGUUUCCAGGGCUCCCAAGCUCCGGACAGAAUCGAGAGCAGCGGAAACAGCCUUUUCCUGGCAUUUAGGAGCGACGCUUCCGUGGGCCUGUCAGGGUUCGCCAUUGAGUUUAAAGAGAAGCCACGGGAGGCUUGCUUUGACCCCGGGAACAUCAUGAACGGCACCAGAGUUGGUACCGACUUCAAACUGGGCUCCACGGUCACCUACCAGUGCGACUCUGGCUACAAGAUCGUGGAGCCUUCGUCCAUCACCUGCGUGAUUGGGGCCGACGCGAAGCCCUCCUGGGACCACAUCUUGCCCUCCUGCACAGCUCCGUGUGGAGGCCAGUACUCGGGGUCCGAGGGCGUGGUCCUGUCCCCUAACUACCCGGGCAACUACACGGCGGGUCAGACCUGCCUCUACGCCAUAACUGUGCCGAAGGAAUUUGUGGUAUUUGGACAGUUUGCCUACUUCCAGACGGCACUCAGUGAUCUGGUGGAAUUAUUUGAUGGGACUCAUCCCCAAGCCAGGCUGCUUAGCUCCCUCUCUGGGUCUCACUCAGGUGAAACGUUGCCGUUAGCCACAUCUAAUCAAAUUCUCCUUCGAUUCAGUGCGAAUAGCGGUGCGUCUGCCAGGGGCUUCCACUUCCUGUUCCAAGCUGUUCCCCGGACCAGCGACACCCAGUGCAGCUCUGUCCCAGAGCCCAGAUAUGGCAGGAGGAUCGGAUCCGACUUCUCGGCAGGCUCCAUCAUUCGGUUUGAGUGCAACCCGGGGUACCUGCUGCAAGGGUCCUUGGCCAUCCGGUGCCGGGCAGUACCCAACGCACUAGCGCAGUGGAACGACUCCAUCCCAAGCUGCGUGGUUCCCUGCAGUGGCAAUUUCACCCAGCGGAGAGGCACAAUCCUGUCCCCGGGCUACCCUGAGCCCUAUGGCAACAACCUGAACUGUGUGUGGAGGAUCGUGGUGACAGAGGGCUCCGGGAUUCAGAUCCAAGUGAUCAGCUUCGCCACGGAGCAGAACUGGGACUCGCUGGAGAUCCAUGAUGGGGGGGACCUGAGCGCCCCGAGACUGGGCAGCUUCUCAGGGACCACGGUGCCGGCCUUGCUGAACAGCACCUCCAACCAGCUGUACCUGCACUUCCAGUCUGACAUCAGUGUGGCCGCGGCGGGCUUCCACCUGGAGUACAAGACGGUGGGUCUGGCUGCGUGUCAAGAGCCAGCCCUGCCCAGCAACGGCAUCAGACUCGGGGACCGCUACAUGGUGAAUGACGUGCUGUCCUUCCAGUGCGAGCCGGGGUACACCUUGCAGGGCCGUUCCCACAUCUCCUGCAUGCCUGGGACCGUGCGCCGCUGGAACUACCCAUCCCCACUCUGCAUCGCCACCUGCGGAGGGACACUGACCAGCCCUGGGGGCGUGAUCCUGAGCCCCGGCUUCCCUGGCUCCUAUCCCAACAACCUGGACUGCACCUGGAAGAUCUUGCUGCCCAUCGGCUACGGUGCCCAUAUUCAGUUUCUGAAUUUCUCCACCGAAGCAAACCAUGACUACCUUGAGGUCCAGAAUGGACCCUACCCCACCAGCCCAAUGAUCGGGCAGUUCAGCGGCACGGACCUGCCCUUGGCCCUGCUCAGCACAACGCACGAGACGCUCAUCCGCUUCUACAGCGACCACUCACAGAACCGGCAAGGCUUCAAACUCUCUUACCAAGCCUAUGAGUUGCAGAACUGCCCGGACCCACCCCCCUUCCAGAACGGGUAUAUGAUCAACUCCGACUACAGCGUGGGCCAGUCCAUCUCAUUCGAGUGUUACCCAGGGUACAUCCUAAUAGGCCACCCUGUGCUUACCUGUCAGCACGGCACCAACAGAAACUGGAACCACCCCUUCCCACGGUGCGAUGCUCCUUGCGGGUAUAACGUGACAUCCCAGAAUGGUACCAUUUAUUCCCCGGGCUUUCCCGAUGAGUACCCCAUCCUGAAAGACUGCCUCUGGCUGAUCACCGUUCCCCCAGGGCACGGGGUGUACAUCAACUUCACCUUGCUGCAGACGGAGGCUGUGAACGACUACAUCGCUGUCUGGGACGGUCCGGACCAGAGUGCGCCCCAGCUGGGCGUGUUCAGCGGGAACACAGCGCUGGAGACAGCCUACAGCUCCACCAACCAGGUCCUGCUCAAGUUCCACAGCGACUUCUCAAACGGCGGCUUCUUCGUGCUCAAUUUUCACGCAUUUCAGCUGAAGAAGUGCCCGCCGCCCGCUGCGGUCCCCCACGCAGACAUGCUGACCGAGGAUGAAGACUUCGAAAUCGGCGACUUUGUGAAGUACCAGUGCCACCCGGGGUACACCCUGUCCGGGAGCGACACGCUGACCUGCAAGCUUAGCUCCCAGCUGCAGUUCGAAGGCUCUCCCCCGGCCUGUGAAGCACAGUGCCCGGCCAACGAAGUCCGGACAGAAUCGUCUGGUGUAAUCCUCAGCCCAGGGUACCCAGGCAACUAUUUUAACUCCCAGACGUGCUCUUGGAGUAUUAAAGUGGAACCAAGCUUUAACAUUACCAUCUUUGUGGACACCUUUCAAAGUGAAAAGCAAUUUGAUUCACUGGAAGUAUUUGAUGGGUCUUCUGGGCAGAGUCCUCUGCUCGUGGUCUUAAGCGGGAACCACACGGAGCAGUCCAACUUCACCAGCAGGGGCAGUCAGCUCUUCCUCCGUUGGUCCACCGACCACGCGACCAGCAAGAAAGGAUUCAAGAUCCGCUACGCAGCCCCGUACUGCAGCCUGACCUCCACACUGAAGAACGGCGGUGUUUUCAACAGGACGGCGGGGGCCCUCGGCAGCACAGUGCACUACUUCUGCAAGCCGGGGUACCGCAUGGUGGGCCGCAGCAAUGCCACCUGCAUCCGGAACCCCGUGGGCAUGUACCAGUGGGACUCCCUCAGCCCCAUCUGCCAGGCUGUGUCCUGUGGCAUCCCCGAGCCCCCGGGAAAUGGCUCAUUCACAGGCAAUGAGUUCACGCUGGACAGGAAAGUCAUAUACGAAUGUAACGAGGGCUUCAAGCUAGAAGCCAGUCACCAAGCAAGUGCAGUGUGUCAGGAAGACGGCUUGUGGAGCAACAGAGGGAGGCCUCCUGCUUGUAAACCGGUGCUGUGCCCCAGCAUUGAGAUGCAGCUGUCAGAACACGUCCUCUGGAGGCUGGUGUCCGGGUCACUGGAUGAGUAUGGAGCCCAGGUCCUGCUGAGCUGCAGCCCUGGCUACUACCUGGAGGGCCCCAGGCUGCUGCAGUGCCAGGCCAACAGCACGUGGAGCGGCGCAGAGGAGCAGCCGGCGUGCAGAGUUGUCUCGUGCGGGAGCCUGUCCUUCCCCCCAAAUGGUAACAAGAUCGGGACGCUGACGGUCUAUGGGGCCACUGCCAUCUUCACCUGCAACACGGGCUACACCCUGGUGGGCUCGCACGUCCGCGAGUGCCUGGCCAACGGUCUCUGGAGCGGCUCGGAGACGCGCUGCCUGGCUGGCCACUGCGGCUCCCCGGACCCCAUCGUGAAUGGCCACAUCAGCGGGGACGGCUUCAGCUACCGGGACACAGUGGUCUAUCAGUGCAACCCCGGCUUCCGGCUGGUGGGGACGUCCGUCAGGAUCUGCCUGCAGGACCACAGGUGGUCUGGACAGACGCCCGUCUGUGUCCCCAUCACCUGUGGGCACCCCGGGAACCCCGCCCAUGGGGUCACCAACGGCAGCGAGUUCAACCUGAACGACCUGGUGAACUUCACCUGCAGCACUGGCUACCUGCUGCAGGGGGCCACGCGCGCCCAGUGCCGGAGCAACGGGCAGUGGAGCAGCCCCCUGCCCGCCUGCCGAGUGGUGAACUGUUCAGAUCCAGGCUUCGUGGAAAACGCCAUUCGACAUGGGCAGCAGAGCUUCCCCGAGAGUUUCGAGUUUGGCACCAGCGUCCUGUAUCACUGCAAGAAGGGCUUCUACCUUCUGGGCUCUUCGGCCUUGACCUGCACGGCGACUGGCUGGUGGGACCGCUCUCUGCCCAAGUGCCUGGCCAUAUCGUGUGGGCACCCCGGGGUCCCUGCCAACGCCGUGCUGACCGGGGAGCUGUUCACCUACGGAGCCACGGUGCAGUACGCGUGCGAAGGGGGCCGGAGUCUCACCGGCAACGGCACCAGAGUCUGCGGGGAGGACAGCCGCUGGAGCGGGGUGCUGCCCCACUGCUCAGGAAGCAGCCCCGGGUUCUGUGGCGACCCAGGGACCCCUGCCCAUGGAUCUCGGCUCGGGGAUGAAUUUAAGACCAAGAGUCUGCUGCGCUUCUCCUGCGAGGUGGGCUACCAGCUGCGGGGCUCCGCUGAACGCACGUGCCUGCCUGACGGGUCCUGGUCCGGGGUCCAGCCUGCGUGCGAGGCCGUGUCCUGUGGGAACCCUGGCACACCCACCAACGGCCGCAUCGUCAGCAGCGACGGCAGCCUCUUCUCCAGCUCCGUGGUCUACGCGUGCUGGGAUGGUUACAAGACCUCAGGGCUCACCACGCGGCACUGCACAUCCAACGGGACCUGGACCGGCAGCGCUCCGGACUGCACAAUUAUCAGCUGUGGAGACCCAGGCACGCUGCCCAACGGUGUACAGUUUGGGACCGAUUUCACCUUCAACAAGACUGUGAGCUACCAGUGCAACCCCGGGUACCUGAUGGAACCUGCCUUGGCCUCCACCAUCCGCUGUACCGCAGACAGUGCAUGGAACCAGAGCAAGCCUGCCUGCAAAGCUGUCCUGUGCAGCCAGCCCCCUCCCGUGCCCAACGGGAAGGUGGAGGGCACCGACUUCCGCUGGGGCUCCAGCGUCAGUUACAGCUGUGAGGACGGCUUCCAGCUCUCGCAGUCGGCCAUCCUCUCCUGCGAAGGUCACGGGGUGUGGAAAGGAGAGGUCCCCCAGUGCCUGCCUGUGUUCUGUGGAGACCCCGGAAUCCCAGCAGAGGGACGCAUCAGUGGGAAGAGCUUCACGUUCAGAUCUGAGGUCUUCUUCCAGUGCAAGGUGCCCUUCAUACUGGUGGGGUCAUCGAGGAGAACUUGCCAGGCAGAUGGCACCUGGAGCGGCAUUCAGCCAACCUGCAUAGAUCCUGCACAUAACACCUGCCCGGAUCCUGGAAGCCCACGCUUUGGAAUACAGAAUAGCUCUAGAGGAUAUGAGGUGGGCAGCACCGUCUUCUUCAGAUGCAGGAAAGGCUACCACGUCCAAGGCUCCACCACGAGGACCUGCCUGGCCAACCUCACCUGGAGUGGCACGCAGACGGAGUGCUCACCUCACGCCUGCAGGCAGCCAGAAACCCCAGCACACGCAGACGUCAGAGCCAUCGAUCUGCCCACGUUCGGCUACACUUUGGUGUACACCUGCCACCCCGGGUUUUUCCUUGCAGGUGGAUCUGAACACAGGACAUGUAAAGCAGAUAUGAAGUGGACAGGGAAGUCCCCCGUAUGUAAAAGUAAAGGAGUGAGAGAAGUUAAUGAAACAGUUACUAAAACUCCAGUUCCUUCCGAUGUAUUUUCCGUCAAUUCAGUGUGGAAAGGGUAUUAUGAAUAUUUAGGCAAGAGACAGCCUGCAACUCUGACUGUUGACUGGAUCGACAGGACCAGCAGCAAGGUGAACGUGACCUUCAGGACAGCCCCGCAGGUGCAGCUAGAGCUGACAGGGGUCUAUAAGAAGGAAGAGGCUCAUUUGCUGCUGAAAGCUUUUCAGAUGAAGGGCCAGGUGGACAUCUUUGUGAGCAAGUUUGAGAACGACAACUGGGGCCUGGAUGGCUAUGUGUCCUCGGGACUGGAGAGGGGAGGAUUCACUUUUCAAGGCGACAUACAUGGGAAGGACUUCGGGAAAUUCAAGCUGGAGAGGCAAGAUCCCACAGACCCUGAUCAAGACCCUUCAAAUCAUUACCACGGCACCAGCAGCGGCUCGGUGGCAGCCGCCAUCCUGGUUCCCUUCUUUGCUCUAAUCUUAUCAGGAUUUGCCUUUUACCUCUACAAACACAGAACAAGACCAAAAGUUCAGUACAAUGGCUAUGCUGGACACGAAAACAGCAACGGACAAGCUUCCUUUGAAAACCCCAUGUACGACACGAACUUAAAGCCCACAGAAGCCAAGGCCGUGCGCUUUGACACGACUCUGAACACGGUGUGCACGGUGGUAUAGCCCUGGACGCUGCUGACUCACAGCCAUACCUCUGAAGGACAAGCAGCCGCUCCUCUGGUGCCAUAGACCAACUUCCUUCUACCCUUGCUUUGCCGCAGCACCUCGUCCAUCGUCCUCUGGGGUCCACGUGGCGGGAGCCUCCCUACUCCCACUCCGCGCAGCAGUCUCCUGAGGCCCAGACCGAAAGCGUGGAUUUCUAACGCGUCCGCUGGGACCCAGGCAUGCUCCGGGGAGAAAUCUGAGUGCCGUGACACGCGAGCUCCGCGCCUCAGACUCCCGGUCUCUCUGUGGCUGGGUGUCAUUCCAUGCAACCUCGGGGCACGCGGAAGCAUCUCUGGGCACGGUGACAGCACAGGGGCACCACCGUCCGUGUGUUAAUUUUCCUUGGAGCCCCCACGGACACGGACGCCCGAAGAGAAAAAGAAAGUUUUCUUGAAGACACCUUUCUAACAGACGCACACGCCUACGAGAGCUUCACUCUGUCCUUCCUGAGACCCAGCAAGCUUUGAGGACCUCACGGCUCCCGAACGUUCACCCUGAGGGACAGUCGCCAGUUUCCCAGCCAGCUGUUCUAUUGCAGAAUUUUUGAUGCACAAUUUUUUGCACUAGGGUGUUAUGAAUGAUUGAGUAAGAUUCUAAAAAUAAAAACUAUUCACACAGGGUUCAUACACAGUAUAUGUUGUAUAUAAGCCUCCUUCAUAGUGUCGGCCACAUAUCCCACCAUCGGUUCAGCUGGAGUGUAAGGAACAGAGUACCUGGACACGCCCGGGACAGACUUUAAGGGGAAAAGCAGUACUAAAGAAAUUUAUUUUGUUAUUGCUUCUACUAGCUACAUGUAUUUUUAAAUUCAUUGGAGAUGUCCAACAAGAACAACAGAGGCCUUUCACUUUCCAUGUUUGCUUCCUUUCGGGUCAUCGUGGCCAGGGUAUUGUGUCUGAUGUACAACUUCCUGCCAGGCAGUUGGUCACGAUUUCCAUUUGCAAUGUACAGAUGUGAAUAGUAAUUUAUUUUAGGUAGCUCACGGACCUGUGGGUUUUAGCUCAUAGCCAAGCCUUCUCUUUUAUGUCACUGUUUCCUUUCUUUUUCUGUGACGUCGCCCCCUGCUAUUGCAUUGAAAGAUGGCAACCUCAGUCCCUCCUCAUCUCAGUGGAGCUGUCUAGGAUUGAACUAAUGUCCCUCUGGAGGAAAGGCAAGAUCACACGCUCUCCUCUCAUGAUCAUCUACUUUAUCCUUUUGUUUCAUGCUCUGGAGUUCCAGACAGAGGAGCAUUUCCGUGAUUCUGUGAGCUUACAGCUCAUUAUAGGCAGAUUAUGCAGCAUGGAAUGAAUCAAACAGGUCGUGCUUCCCAAGCAGAUAAAAUUUUAAACACAUGGAUAGUGGUGACCACGAGAAUGUUCUGUAACAAAUUUGAAGUGAAGAUCAUGUUUAUUUUUAUUUAUAAUUGUUUGAUAAAGGUAUUUUUGAACAGAUACGCUUAUUUUGUUAUUUGAUGCUGAGGUACAUAUCCCACACCAUGAAGGGUCCCCCUGCACAUCCCAGACCUGCUCCGCGGAGCACC
This is a messenger RNA of Heterocephalus glaber (naked mole-rat), 12852 nucleotides long. Lineage: Eukaryota; Metazoa; Chordata; Mammalia; Rodentia; Bathyergidae. The record is from RefSeq and is a predicted model, not a curated record.